AUGCGGUGCGCGCGCAGCCGGCUGGCGGCGGGCGAGGUCGCCUUAGCUACAAUAGGCUUUGAAGUGCAAGAGGAAGGUUACUUGGCAAAAAUCCUGGUGUCAGAAGGCACGAGAGAUGUGCCCUUGGGAACGCCACUCUGCAUCAUUGUGGAAAAGGAAUCUGACAUCCCUGCAUUCGCAGACUACAGAGAUGCUGGAGUGGCGGAAAUCAAGCCCCCGGUGGCGCCGUUGCCAUCGCCGCCCAGUCCUACGGCAGCGGCGGCAGCACCUUCCCCUGCACCGCAGCCAGCGGCCCCCCCUUCAGCCAGGGUCCCCAUGCACAAGGAGAGGGUCGUGGCCAGCCCCCUGGCAAAGAAGCUGGCGGCAGAGAAAGGAAUCGAUCUGGCGCAGGUGAAAGGUACAGGGCCAGAGGGACGGAUAACGAAGAAGGACAUCGAGUCGUUUGUGCCGUCUAGGGCUGCCCCAGUGCAGCCCAGAGCGGCAGAACCGGCAGCUCCCCUGGCUCCAUCACCACCAGCAGCUGCUCCCGGCCUCCCCACUGGCGUCUUCACAGAUGUUCCAGUUAGCAAUAUUCGCAAGGUGAUCGCCCAGCGUUUGAUGCAGUCUAAGCAAACAAUACCUCACUAUUAUCUCUCUGUUGAUGUAGACAUGGGAGAAAUACUGGUGCUACGAAAAGAACUCAACCAGGAGAUGCCACAAAACACUAAGCUUUCUGUCAACGAUUUCAUUAUUAAGGCUUCAGCUCUGGCUUGCUUGAAGGUCCCCGAAGCAAAUUCCUCUUGGAUGGACACAGUCAUUAGGCAGAACCACGUAGUCGAUGUGAGUGUCGCAGUCAGUACUCAGACAGGGCUCAUCACUCCAAUUGUAUUUAAUGCACACAUAAAGGGGUUGGCUUCCAUUAACAAAGAUGUUGUGACGCUGGCAUCCAAAGCUCGCGAAGGCAAACUACAGCCACAUGAAUUUCAGGGAGGAACUUUCACAGUGUCAAAUUUAGGAAUGUACGGCAUUAAGAAUUUCUCUGCGAUCAUCAAUCCACCACAGGCCUGUAUUUUGGCAGUUGGUGCUUCUGAAAAAAGGCUGGUUCCAGCAGAGAAUGAAAAAGGGUUUGAUGUGGCCAGUGUGAUGUCCGUUACGCUCAGCUGUGACCACCGCGUUGUGGACGGAGCGGUUGGAGCCCAGUGGCUUGCAGAGUUCAAGAAGUUCCUUGAGAAGCCAGCCACGAUGUUGCUAUAAUCUCCUGAGGACGCAAGGACUUUCUUAGGUCACAUCACUUAAUUCUAAAGAAGCUAUUUAUAUAUCUAGACUCUUAAACAAAUGUUUCUUUAAUUUUAAAAAAAAUCUUUAAAAAUAUAGUCGCUGGUAAUUUAUAUUACCCAUUGUACAGAUUUAAAUGGUUUGCAAGAGGCUUUUUGGAGCCGAGUACAGCUAUACUGUAUUUUAUACAGUGAAUGAAUGUGCAAACUUUCCUCCCUCUAAAUAGUCCAGUGUUUUAAAAUCCUAAGAAGCUCAUGUUUCUGAUUAAGGGGACAUAAUUUCACUCAACAACCUGAAUGUGUUGUCAAAAACAAGCAAGCCAGACUGUAAAAGCAAAGAAAACAGAGAUGGGAGUUGACUAUCUGGUGGCUGAAAUCUCCAGUCCAGCAAAGAAGGUGAACCUGUUUGUGUAUUCUGUUCUCCUGUCCUCUACAGUAGCAAGUCCUUGUGAGGGAUAGAAUGGAACAAACUUCCUAAGAGUUCACAUUCCAACAUAUUUUCUUAAUUCAGUUAUUCAGACUUUUAGCCACAGGAAUUUUUAGGCACUUUAAUUCAAAAAGGAAGUUUCAGUCAGAUCACCAAUUGUAUGUCAGCAUUUCUUUUUGAAAUGCUUUUGAAAUAACAUGUCCCUUCAUUGAAUUUUCAUGACUUCAGCAUGAUUUUUUUUUUGUAUUAAGAACUCAUUUUAAGAGGGUGCUUCCCUCUAGUUUAGUCAAUACAGCUUCACUCCAAGCAGGAGUCAUUGUUCAGGAAACUGCUGAAUUUCUGUACAAACUGAAACACAUAAAACAGUGUAGCCUCGUUAUCUGAUUUCCAGGGUGAAUUCCUAGAAAGCUCUGAGGGGUGUUCAGAAGGAAUGCAAUCCAACAAGUACUUGUCCUGGCAUUGAAAUUAAUGUGAGCUCAGUCUACCUUCAUUUAAACAAGGAUUGUUUGGGAAGAAGGCACUGGUGAAUGGUGACCACCGGCCCUAAUUCAUAGCCAAUUGAAUGGAUUCUCAAAGUCCUUUUUAUUUCAAAUUAGGCACCAUUAACUUUUUCUGGAUUGGUGCCACCUAUCUGUAACAAAAUUGUUGUCUUGCCCACCUUAACCUUGUGGGAGCAGCAGAAUUUCUUCAGUCCUGUAAAUAGUGUAAAAAAAAAAAAUUGCUUGAGAUGGUUUUGUUCAAAAUUGUGCCCCAGGCCAUUUAUGACUGUGUUAGUAAUGAGCAGGAUACACUAGUGCAAAACACUCCCACAUUUGCUUUUCAAAGGACAUUUUAAUUUAAAAUGAAGGAUCAUGUGAUUGCUAAGUGACGUGACCUGGAGAGCCAAGUUAAAUACGCCCCAGAUGAUUCUGUACCAUAUGCAUUGCACUGCAUUGAGUAUUGUCUCUUGUAAAGUUGUGCUACCAAAUCCACUAAAAAUAAUAUUCAAGACUAUACUGUGGAAAUUAAAGAUUUUUCUGAAACCAAA
This is a messenger RNA of Varanus komodoensis (Komodo dragon), 2707 nucleotides long. RefSeq names its product dihydrolipoamide S-acetyltransferase (gene DLAT). The transcript has 11 exons. Gene Ontology annotation, cellular component: pyruvate dehydrogenase complex. The record is from RefSeq and is a predicted model, not a curated record. Gene Ontology annotation, biological process: pyruvate decarboxylation to acetyl-CoA. Gene Ontology annotation, molecular function: dihydrolipoyllysine-residue acetyltransferase activity. The coding region runs from base 1 to 1233 and encodes 410 amino acids. Lineage: Eukaryota; Metazoa; Chordata; Lepidosauria; Squamata; Varanidae.